CUCUGCCAAAACUAGAAGUUCGCUUCGAUGUUUUCAUAUUUGGGUUUACUGGUUUGAUUUUGUUGUUUUGGUGCUGUCAUUGUUGGAGCUUUUUGCUAGCGUGAUUUCAUCAUUACGUUGCCAUCAUUGUUUGGAGCUUUUUGCUAGUAUGCUUCGUGAU
Racocetra persica is the source of this 160-nucleotide messenger RNA. The record is from the annotation of a GenBank genome assembly. Lineage: Eukaryota; Fungi; Glomeromycota; Glomeromycetes; Diversisporales; Gigasporaceae.